Messenger RNA from Rangifer tarandus platyrhynchus (Svalbard reindeer), 432 nucleotides. The record is from the annotation of a GenBank genome assembly. Lineage: Eukaryota; Metazoa; Chordata; Mammalia; Artiodactyla; Cervidae.
AUGCCCCGGGGGAGCCGCAGCGUGGCCUCGCGGCCAGCUAGCCGCCCCGCCGCGCCCUCUGCCGCCCACCCGCCUGCGCACCCGCCGCCCUCGGCCGCGGCCCCGGCCCCCGCCCCGUCGGGCCAGCCCGGCCUGAUGGCGCAGAUGGCGACCACCGCCGCCGGAGUGGCCGUGGGCUCGGCUGUGGGCCACGUCGUGGGCAGCGCCCUGACUGGAGCCUUCAGUGGGGGAGGCUCAGAGCCCGCCCAGCCUGCCGCCCAGCAGGCCCCGGCGCGCGCUGCCCCGCCGCCCCUGCAGACGGGGCCCUGCGCCUAUGAGAUCAGGCAGUUCCUGGACUGCUCCACCACCCAGAGCGACCUGACCCUGUGCGAGGGCUUCAGCGAGGCCCUGAAGCAGUGCAAGUACAAUCACGGUCUGAGCUCCCUGCCCUAA